ACUCAGGACGCCCGGAAGGACGCAGCGUGCCUCACUGAUGAAUGAAACACGGCGAGAAACUUCAUUCAUUCAUUCAACUUUUUGGCAACAGUUACCGGUAUUUGUCUGUCACUACCUGUUAGCUUGUUAAACAAGGUGCAUGUGUGCCUGUUUGUGACUGUUACCUAAAAGAUACAUGCACUUGUAACUGUAACUUCAGUUACAAGUGUAUAUGAUAGAGAGUGUGUGUGCAUGAGUGUGAGAAGCCUGUCUGAGCCAUGUCGGUGUCAGUGAUCAUAAAGUGGGGAGGUCAGGAGUACUCCAUCAGUUCCCUGUCAGAGGAGGACACAGUGAUGGACCUCAAGCAGUCCAUCAAGACCCUGACUGGGGUGCUGCCCGAAAGACAGAAGCUACUGGGGCUCAAGGUUAAAGGUAAACCUGCAGAGGAUGAGGUGAAGCUGGGCUCUCUCAAACUGAAACCGAACACUAAGAUCAUGAUGAUGGGCACCAGAGAGGAGAGCCUGGAAGAGGUGUUAGCUCCUCCGCCAGAGAAUGACGACGUUGUUAAUGACUUUGACAUUGAAGAGGACGUUGUCGAAGUGGAAAACAGAGAGGAGAAUCUGGCUAAAAUAGCCCGCAGAGUGAAAGACUAUAAGGUUGAAGAAAUGAACCCUCCCAGAGAAGGCAAAAGGCUCCUCGUACUGGAUGUCGACUACACGCUGUUCGAUCACAAGUCAUGUGCAGAAACUGGACAGGAGCUGAUGAGACCGUACCUUCAUGAAUUUCUGACGUCAGCCUACGAGGACUACGACAUUGUCAUCUGGUCUGCCACAAGUAUGAAGUGGAUUGACGCCAAAAUGAAAGAGCUGGGGGUGACGGACAACCCUAACUACAAGAUUACAUUCAUGUUGGACAGUGCCGCCAUGAUCACCGUACACACUCCUAAAAGAGGAGUUGUGGAGGUGAAGCCAUUAGGUGUGAUUUGGGGAAAGUAUGGUGACUUUUACAACAGGAAGAACACCAUUAUGUUUGACGAUAUCGGACGAAACUUCCUCAUGAACCCACAGAACGGAUUAAAGAUCCGGCCUUUCAUGAAGGCCCAUCUCAACCGAGAGAAGGACAGGGAGCUGUAUAAACUGGCACAGUACCUGAAAGAAAUCGCCAAGCUUGAGGACUUCAGUGGACUCAACCACAAACACUGGGAGAAGUACCUUUUUAAGAGGCAGCACCACUAAAGAGGACAAGUAUCGUCAACAGAAACGCGGACAGGAGGAAAUCAUCCCAUAAUCCAGUUCUUGUAUACGGAAUGCAGACACACACACACACUCAUACACUUGGCAGUUACUCAGUCUCACAAUAACCCUGCAGUUACCAACACUCAAAAGCUCAGGACUCGGAUGGGCUUCCCAAUUCAUAUAAUUGCAUGUUUUUUUUCCUCUCGUUUGUCUGGAACCUUUUUUUUUUUUUUUUUUCCAACUACUAUUUACAUUUACUACAGUGAAUGGCAAGUACCGCCAUCCUGCAAGGAACAUUGUUACAUAUGACGCAGAUUUUGAAGCCACAAACCCCAGCUCACGGUGGCCAGUCAAGUGUUUAUCAUAUAUACUGAAGUCCACAGUUGUCUCAAAGUUGCCUCGAGAGGUUUGAGAUUUCUUUACUGCCUGCCUGAUCCUGCUGAUGAGUGACAGCUUCUUCCUCCCCCCACGUAUUUGUAAUGUGAUGUGACUCGUUUUUUUUUUUUUUCACUAAAAAUGAGGCAUCACUGACUUUCACUACCAAGCCACACUAAGCAAGUGACAACAGAGAAAUGCAACUCCUCUUACGGUAAAAGUUAGCGAUGUCUUCCACUGUCGCGGGAAGCAGAAUUUUGAAACACUGUGUGUGCAGAAGAGGCUGCGAUCAGCCAGAGAAGCUGAUAGGAGGUAAUCUAAUUUAGUAACUAGUGUUUUCUUAACCUUUAUUGGGCGAACGGCUGUAUUUUGCCAAGUCCACAUUUCUUCCUGUAGUUUUGAAACCAAUGUUAAGUUAAAGUGUUUAUGGGUAACGAGAGGGGGUUAUGAUAAUGGAUGACACGUCUGCUCCAAACUUUGCUUUCUAAUGCAGACAUUCCGUUUUGACCUCUUGACUCGGUUAAUAUACGCUGUGCAAAACAAAACAAAAAAACUAAUGGAGAUCCAUCUGAAAAGUCUUAUUUUGGCUACUUUUUUUUUGCAAAUAACAUAAUAUGUACUGAAACAUCUGUGCUGUAUCUGAAGAAAAAUACAAGUUGUAGCGUUUUACAGAUCAUCAGAAUUAAAAUUUUUCAAUUUAGAGACAUUUUCAAAAUAGACAUAUUUUGGUGAAAUUAAUUGACAUAGCAAAUACGAAUGGUUCGUGUUCAUGAAUUCUGUUCUUUUUCCCCCUGACUUUAAAAAGCCACUUAAGUUAAAAAAUAUCUUGAAAUACUAAUCUAAAAGGAGAAAUCUUCCAUUUCAAUGCGUGCUGAAGGUUUAUAAGUAAUGACAAUAAAAAAAAAAUUACUGCAUAUUUGCAAAGCUGAAUUUCUGUAGCGAUAAAUUGCACUUAGAUCUGAAGUGUUUCGAUUUCAAACAAUAAUUUACUGAUUGUUCAAUCCUGACAGUGUGUCCAGUUUGAUGUGCAAUAAUCCUCAACUUAAAAUCUAUUGAUCUACGGUGUUAGGGCUGGAAAGCUUCCAUGAGGACUUUAAGCUGAGGCAGAGGUUUUGCGGGGAAAACGUAACCUGUACUUGUAAGCAGAUGACACUUGGCGCUGGGAUUUUGGUCGCAGGUUGAUUUAUUUUCAUUUUGAUGGUUAACCUUUUCGAGGCACACACGUCGUCUGUGUGCAUUUGCUGAAAAGUGUGUUUUUUGUGCAUGGAAAUGUUACAUGCUGACUGUGUUUUUCAUGUCUUUGAGACCUGUGUUUCGGGGGGGAAAUGCAUGCAGUGAAUCGGCUCUAUUUUUUUAUGCAGAAUAUCUGAAAUUCUGUGUUUGCUUUGGAGCUUGAUCGGCUUUGGUCAACCCACAUGUUUAAAGAGGGACGAGCACAUCAACAAUGCAAAAAAAAAAAAAAAAAAUAGACAUGCAUUUUAUACUUUUCAUAAGAAAA
Messenger RNA from Salarias fasciatus (jewelled blenny), 3087 nucleotides. It is a transcript of the gene ublcp1, whose product is annotated as ubiquitin-like domain containing CTD phosphatase 1. Bases 258 to 1214 code for a protein of 318 amino acids. The record is from RefSeq and is a predicted model, not a curated record. Gene Ontology annotation, biological process: protein dephosphorylation; regulation of proteasome assembly. Gene Ontology annotation, molecular function: protein serine/threonine phosphatase activity; protein binding. NCBI's taxonomy places the organism in Eukaryota, Metazoa, Chordata, Actinopteri, Blenniiformes, Blenniidae. Gene Ontology annotation, cellular component: nucleus. The transcript is spliced from 11 exons.